Prosopis cineraria is the source of this 2804-nucleotide messenger RNA. RefSeq names its product transcription factor MYBC1-like. The transcript is spliced from 2 exons. Gene Ontology annotation, cellular component: nucleus. The coding region runs from base 777 to 1706 and encodes 309 amino acids. Gene Ontology annotation, molecular function: DNA-binding transcription factor activity; DNA binding. The record is from RefSeq and is a predicted model, not a curated record. NCBI's taxonomy places the organism in Eukaryota, Viridiplantae, Streptophyta, Magnoliopsida, Fabales, Fabaceae. Gene Ontology annotation, biological process: regulation of DNA-templated transcription.
GACCCAUACACCACUCCUGUUCUUCAUUCCCUAUCUGCAGCACCCUACAAGCAAUACCCCAAGCAUAUUUUCCAUCCCUCUCCCCCCGGUACAUCUCUUUUUUUUUUCAUGCCGCCACCUCCCACCCCUGCAUCUGUCUCUCACGCGCCGCUUCUGCACGUGUUCUUUUGAUAUCUGUCAUCAUGGAUUAGACCUGGGUCUGUGACCUUGCAAGGGGUUUGGAGUUGGGUCUAAUUUUCACUCCCCGGAGAGUGGAGUGGACGCGCCACCGUGUGCAGCGGAGUGAAAAAAUGGAUGUGUUGCGAGCCUCACUCUAGAGUUAUCAAAGUUAAUAAAAGACCCCUCAAAUCCCGGAAAAUAAAUCCAGGAAAAAAACAUAAUAAAAGGAUCAGCAAAUGGCCAAAUAGUACCUUCAAUAAAAGCUGAAAAGAAGAAAGCAAGAUCCACCUCGAUCCUUUCUCCACCCUCCUCUCCAACUCCCCGUCCCUCUCCGCCGCCAACUCCGCCACCACUAUCACUACCACCUUCAUCUGAAAUCCUGUCUCCCCCCAUCACUCCCCCCCCCCUCUCUCUCUUCGAAUUCUAGACACAGAUUCUGCACUACCUCCCCCUCCCCUGUUUCCUUUCCAUCCUCGUACUUUCCUUGUCAAAACUCCAACAUCCAGCUCUUUAUUCAAUACCUUUAUCCAAAAAUCUAGUCUUUUUUUUUUCCAGAUUAUCCCAACCCAGUGACCAGACCAGGAAAAGGGGAAAUUGUGGCUCAGAUUUGGACGACAAUGAAGGAGGAGGACUCGAGUUGGUUCUCGAGAUGGGACGAGGAACUUCCUUCCCCGGAGGAUCUCAUGCCUCUUUCCCAAACCCUAAUCACGCCUGAUCUUGCCAUGGCUUUCGACAUCCGAAACCCCCACAGUAAUAGCCCUCACCAUCAAAUCCCUCAGCCCGCAGCUCCUUCGAAUCCCUUGCCUUCUCCCGGAAAUCCCACGCAGCCCAACUCUGCUGAAUUUGCUGAUUCCGCCGAGUUGGGUUCUGGAACCGCAGGGGAAGAGCCCGCACGCACCCUCAAGCGCCCUCGUCUCGUAUGGACUCCACAGCUUCACAAAAGGUUCGUGGAUGCUGUGGCUCACUUGGGUAUCAAAAAUGCUGUGCCAAAAACAAUAAUGCAGCUGAUGAGUGUGGACGGCUUGACCAGGGAAAACGUGGCCAGUCAUUUGCAAAAAUAUCGACUUUAUUUGAAGCGCAUGCAGGGGCUGUCCGCCGGUGGAGCCGGAAGCGGAGUUGGAGGAGGUGGAGCUGGGUUGGGUGCCUCCUCCGAUCCUGCCACUGAUCAUCUAUUUGCAAGCGCCCCUGUGCCGCCCCAUUUCUUACACCCCGCAGCCAGGCCCAAUUCCGACCAUUUCUUGCCGUUUGUGCCGGUCCCGGCGGCUCUGCAGCAUCACCAUCACCACCAGCAGCAUAUGGCAGCGGCAGUGGCCGCCGCCGCCCAUCCCCAACUGCAGCAGCAGUAUCACAGGCAAGUGGGGCAUUUUGGUUCGCCGCCGAAUGGGAGCUUCGAGCAUACUUUUCUGACAAGGCAGCCUCAGCCGCUUAACAGGAUGGGUCAAGCAAUGCCGCAAAAUCCGGUACCUGGAUAUGUAGAGGACAUGGAAUCGGCUAACGCAGCUGGAGGGAGAAAGGUUCUUACUUUAUUUCCCACCGGAGAUGAUUGAAAUUUGGGCUAUAGUGGUCAUUAGGUCAUCCACCUUAUCAUCUUGUAAAAUUAGUUUGUGGGGGGUGCAUAAUGCAUUACUUGAGUUUGUUCACGGUCUUAAUUAAUUAGCUGUUAAUUGCAUUAGAGUUCUGGGUAACGUUGGGAGGGUACUGAUUGGUUUUGGAGUUUAGUUACUAUUUGCAUAUCCAAAAGUUCACUUGUCUUGGUUUGGUGGAAUAAUCGGGCAUGUCUCAUAAUAAUGAGUAAUUGGGAUUAAUGGGUACUUUGGUAGAUUCGACAGUGGUGUCGUUCCUGCAGACAAUCACGUCUGUAAUUAUGUUGUUGGUCGUAUUCUAUGCUAUAUAUUCUCUGACAUUAUGCAUAAUGAAUGUUCCUUUUGGGCGGCAACAAUAUCUGCAAGCCUGUGUCACUCUGUAUGUUGGGUCAUCACAUAUAUUGUUCCUGCCUGGGAAGUUUUAUGUUGGCAUUCAUGUCACGAGUGGCUGAAGCGACAAGCUCGGUGUCUGUGAGCCUUAUGCAUUGAGAUCAUUAGAAACUCAAAGGAAGCAUAUCUGGUUGCCACUUUUGGGUGCGGAUUCUUCCGCCGAAUUCAGGAGCCUCUACUGUGGAAGACUUGUCUCCUUGAGUAUCAAGUUUUUUGUCCUUUCGAAGUGAGUUGAACGUCGUUUGACUCUAAAGAAGGCUUCAAUGUCAGAUUAGAACUCUGAUAGCGUACAGGCCAUGUCAGAUCACUCAUGCACUUCUGUGAAGAAAAGAGGAUCAUAGCCUCGCCUUUAAUGGAUUUUACUGUCAUAGUUUAGUUGACUGGUAACAUGCCCUCCUUUAACAGACAGAAUCAUUAAGCACCAUGGAAUUGUUACAGCAAUUUGAUCAUUGCCAUGCUCCGAGUUUUUCUGCAGUCUGUGAUUUUGAAGUUAGUCAUAUUAUGGCUUAUGGUUUUACUUCUGUCUUCAUGCCGGAGUUUUCCUCCAUCUUCUCUUUGAUUCAACUCCUUAUUCUGUUUCUCCAGCACUAAUUCAGUGUUUACAGAAUUCCACAACACCCUUCUCAUCUAGCGCCAGAUUUCUCAUAAUCUAGAAUUGAAGUUUCCAUCUUA